This is a messenger RNA of Eruca vesicaria subsp. sativa (arugula), 627 nucleotides long. NCBI's taxonomy places the organism in Eukaryota, Viridiplantae, Streptophyta, Magnoliopsida, Brassicales, Brassicaceae. The record is from the annotation of a GenBank genome assembly.
AUAUACACACUUAUGUCUUCCUGGAUCCUGUCCUAACACACUCUUACCCUUUCCUUCUCUUCAAUCUCUCUUCACAUAAUGGGAAACUACGUUUCUUGUGGUCUAAGCAACACAACCUCUUCUUCUUCUCCUUCAUCAAUAGUGAUUCUCCCUGACGGCGAAGUACGUCACAUUCACGCGCCGACUAAAGCGGCUGAGCUUAUGAUGGAGAUUCCUAGCUUCUUCCUCGUCGACGCCGAAACGUUAAAGAUUGGUCGGAAACUUAGCCCUUUAGCCGCAGACGAUGAUCUUGAAACUAGUGGCUGCCAUGUGUACGUCGCUUUCCCCAUGACGCGUGCCACGUCAGCAGCGAACGCUUCGGACAUGGCUCGGUUAUUUGUAGCCGCUAAGAAACAACAGCGCCGCCGUGUCGGAACCAAAUCUUUAGCCGUGAAACACUGUUACAACGGUAGGGUUUCGCCUGAGGGAGAGGAGGAUGAUGACGUCAAGAUGAUAUCAGCGGGGUCUAAGCUGAGUUUAGAAGACAUUGAUGAGUUCUUAGCGGCGGAGUUUAUGCAUAGAAUCUCGACUUCGAGAUCUAAGAAACCAAAGUUGGCAACCAUAACUGAAGAAGAAUCUUUGUCUUAA